UAGUAUUAAGCAGAUACUUGACAUAAUAUUUCAAGCCAAUAGACAUAACAAAAUUACAUUCCCGAAUUAUUUUUCAUUGAACUAUAUAUACCUAAACAUGUAAAAUGUACCGAGGUUCGCUUAGACAUCCAAACAAGAAAGAUGACCAUCAGGCAAAAUCAAAAGACAAGCCUUUCGAAGUGGAAGACUAUCCACCAAAAGCUAAAAGACUUCUAAAUAAAUCACAGUUGAACAGAAGCUGUGAUGUUAGUCCUGUAACGAAAGACCAAGCCUUAUCUACGGAAAAUGUAGCAGUGGAUCAGUAUCAAAAACUUUUACUGGAGCAGUAUGGCUUCGACCCUGUUAGCCAGGACAAAGGGGAGACAAUCCUAUUCCUAAAGGACCAUAUUACCUUUGACAGCAACAGGAUACUACCAGAGCAUAUUGUAAAAAAGAGAAUAAAUUUCGGCGAUGUACUUAAAGUUGAUAAUGAAGCACAAUAUACAAAGUUAUUAAAAGACCAGAGUGUCUCUUAUGAAGACAUAACCUGUUGGCAGAAUGUAGAGAAUGCAGAUGAUAUCGAAAAUAUAUUUUGCACAGAAAACGCUGAAAUUCCAAUGCCGAGGCAAAUAGAAAUUUGCAACAUACCAACGGUGAAGGUAGUCGCGGAAAAAUAUGCGAAAUAUAAGAAAAACGAAGUGGAAGUGAGGAAAACUGAGGAAAAGAUUGUUUGCUUGGAAUAUGACGUUCUUCCGAAAUAUGGAAAAGUUAUUAAACCUAUGCAAAAGCUACGGGCUUAUUUCUCUGUCAGGCCUACUGAUUGCCAGGAUAUUAAAUCACCCUUAACAUCGUCUGUACGACUGAAAUUCAACAUUCCCGAGAAGGACAUGAACGCAUUGAACGAUAAGGAAAUUGAAAUUAUUGACGGAAAGAUCUCGGAAAAUAGACUGUAUUUGGAGGACUUGCGUCGCAUUCUUAGACACAAACAGGACGUGUACGUAAAGAAAAACAAAGCGUCCCUCGACUUGAUGUGUUUGUACAGAAUGGCAAAGAGGCAGAAACCGGUGGAAUGUUCUAGUACAAAUGUGCUCUCCAAAAAUGAAUUGGAAGAGAUUAAGAAUUUGAUCAAAGACAAAUGCACGUCUAGUAUGCACGGGAUGGAUCGGCACAGGAUUAAAAGCGAGUCGAAGCGGAAUAAAACCAUGAACGUUGUAUCAGAGAGUAUAUUCGCUGAAAUUGUUAAAAGUUUGAAAACUGAUAAAGCAGCCGCACACAAAAAUACUAAUGUAAUAGCAAUUUGAAAUUAAAAUGAUUCAUUCUGUACAAUAA
Messenger RNA from Leptidea sinapis, 1308 nucleotides. RefSeq lists its product as uncharacterized. The transcript is spliced from 4 exons. Lineage: Eukaryota; Metazoa; Arthropoda; Insecta; Lepidoptera; Pieridae. The coding region runs from base 105 to 1280 and encodes 391 amino acids. The record is from RefSeq and is a predicted model, not a curated record.